This is a messenger RNA of Bursaphelenchus okinawaensis, 4312 nucleotides long. Lineage: Eukaryota; Metazoa; Nematoda; Chromadorea; Rhabditida; Aphelenchoididae. The record is from the annotation of a GenBank genome assembly.
AUGUCGCACAAAGCACAAAAUUACAAGGAUGAAGUUGCUAUGCAAGUAAGUGAAUUCCGUUAAUGUUUUAUUCUGUUUUUAGGACGAUAGAGAUGAACUUCAAGAAGUUUCACGCCAGAAGACGAUUGCUGAUAGACAGAGUGAUUACCACAGUAGGGCGAGGAAAAGGCCCAUAUCUCCAGAGAGAGUAGACAUGUUUUUAGUUGAACAGACACCUGAUGGCAGAGACUACGCCAAGAUUAUGCAGGAAAGAGCAUAUGAAGCUGAGAACCAAGAAGUUGAACGAGAACUUAUGAAUAGGUAUAAAGCUGGGGAACUAAAAGUGGUAGAUGAACCGAUGGAAAAGAAGAGUAAGGUCGAAGAAUCUACACCGCUGCAGGGGCCGAGGAAACGACUCAAUUUGUCACAACCGUUAUCUGCUACAGCUGUGGUAAGUUUUAAAUGAAAUUUUUUGUUUUGAACAAUGUAAAGUUUAGUUUUAAAAGAAAUUAGUUAAAUAAUACUGAAAUUCUGGGCUUCAAAAUAGUAAAAUUCUUUUAUAGGAACAAACUCCUAUGGUAAACCAAUGGGAUGAAACUCCGGUCAGAAUUGGAAAUGGAGAUGCUACACCUGCUGCUGGUCAAAACUGGGGAACUACACCAUCUCAAAGCGUCAGACGAAACAGAUUCGACGAAACCCCAAAAGUGGACGGUGGCCUGACUCCAGGUUGGGGAGCUGAAACCCCAUACGAAUCAAAGAUUGAUACUAUUGAGAACCGGGUUGAUGCUACUCCAGGCUCUAAACGUCGCUCUAGAUGGGACUUGACACCUGGACAAACUCCGUCGAUGGAGACACCGUCGAUGAAUGGAAACGAUGUUGAUGCGACUCCUCGAGUAAGUCAAACUCCAUUGUUGACUCCUGGUGGUUCUACUCCAGUUGGAGCUAACGCUAUGAACAUGAAAACUCCUGCUCAACCCAUGAUUCCAAUGACUCCAGAACAAAUCGCUAUCUACAAACACGAAGCCGAAUUGGAAAGCAGGAAUCAACACAUUACAGACGAAGAAUUGAAUGCUUUGUUUCCUCCAGGCUACAGAAUCCUGGCCCCUCCACCUGGCUACAACCCAAUUAGAACACCAGCUCGUAAACUUCUGGCUACACCUACUCCAAUGGGAGGUGCAGCUAUGGGUGGAUUUAGUAUUCCUGAGACACCAGAACGAGGUGGAGCAGGGGAAAAGGUUGGGGCUGGAGGAAUAUUGGAUACACAACCGAAGGACAAAGACCUUCCAGCUUUGAAGCCAGAGGACAUUCAGUAUUUUGAAAAAUUGUUGGAAGAUGUGGACGAAAGCACGUUGACGAAGGCAGAGAAGAACGAACGUGAAAUUAUGGGAUACCUAUUAAGAAUUAAGAACGGCACGCCCCCACAAAGGAAGACAGGGUUGAGGAAAAUUACCGAAAAUGCGAGGAAACUGGGAGCUGGACCGUUGUUCAAUCAGAUCUUGCCAUUGUUGAUGUCACCAACGUUGGAGGACCAAGAACGGCAUCUGAUGGUGAAGGUUAUUGACCGUAUCUUGUACAAGUUGGACGACCUUGUUAGACCUUACGUUCACAAGAUUCUGGUUGUUAUUGAGCCUUUGUUGAUAGAUGAAGAUUACUAUGCUCGAGUGGAAGGACGAGAGAUCAUUUCGAACUUGGCUAAGGCUGCUGGACUGGCCACAAUGAUAUCUACGAUGAGACCUGACAUUGAUAACGUUGACGAAUAUGUUAGAAACACAACAGCUAGAGCUUUUGCGGUGGUCGCUUCAGCUUUGGGCAUUCCAGCUUUGUUACCUUUCUUGAAGGCUGUUUGCAAGAGUAAAAAGAGUUGGCAAGCUCGACAUACAGGUAGGUGUCGUUUAUUAUAUUUUAGGUAAUACUUUAAACAUUUAGUUUGUAUCUUUGCUACCUAAACUUAAAAAAUUUAUAUUAUUUUUACAAUUUUAGGUAUUAAAAUUGUUCAACAAAUCGCUAUCUUGAUGGGAUGUGCAGUUCUUCCACAUCUGAAGGCUUUGGUGGAAACUGUUGAAAACGGUCUUGUAGACGACCAACAGAAGGUUCGUACCAUCACAGCGUUGUGUUUGUCAGCUUUGGCAGAAGCUGCUGCUCCUUAUGGAAUUGAAGCAUUUGACUCUGUUCUGAAGCCAUUGUGGAAAGGUAUCAGAACUCACAGAGGAAAAGGAUUGGCAGCUUUCCUGAAGGCCAUUGGAUUUUUGAUUCCAUUGAUGGAUGCUGAGUAUGCUUCAUAUUACACAACGGAAGUGAUGAUCAUUUUGAUCAGGGAGUUCAAUUCGCCGGAUGAGGAGAUGAAGAAGAUUGUCUUGAAAGUGAGUACCCUUUUUUAUUUUUUCAAUAGCCAUGUGUAUUCUUUCUAUAUCUUCAUAUUUUUUUUUCAAAAAUGUAAUGUUAUCAUACUUUUAGGUAGUAAAACAAUGUUGCUCUACUGAUGGUGUGGAAGCUAAGUACAUUAGAGACGAAAUCCUUCCACCGUUCUUCAGAGCGUUCUGGAACCGACGAAUGGCGUUGGACAGAAGGAACUACAAACAAUUGGUCGAUACCACGGUGGAAAUUGCUCAAAAGGUAAGUGUAAUACUAAUGUACAACUGUUGAUUUAGGUGGGAUCAGUGGAAAUCAUCAACAGAAUCGUGGAUGAUCUUAAGGACGAGACUGAACAAUAUCGUAAAAUGGUGAUGGAGACCAUCGAGAACAUUAUCAGUUUGAUGGGCGCUGCAGAAGUUGACCCGAGGUUAGAAGAACAACUUAUUGAUGGUAUUCUCUACGCUUUCCAAGAACAAACUCAAGAGGUAAUAAUGUUUUUUGUUUACAUGAUUAUAAAGAGGUAGAACGAAUCCUUUAAGAUUUAAUAGGGAAAAUAUUGAAUGAUUGAUAAAAAUCGUUUUAAACUAUUUUAGGACGCUGUAAUGUUGAAUGGAUUUGGCACAGUAUGUAAUGGACUGGGACUCAGAGCCAAACCUUAUCUACCACAAAUCUGUGGUACCAUCUUGUGGAGACUUAACAACAAAUCAGCCAAAGUCAGACAACAGGCUACUGAUUUGGUAUGUAAAUUUAUUUUAAAUUUAAAAAUUUUCUUACUAAACUGUUUUUUCAAAUUUAAAAACAUGUAUUUUAUGUUGAAGUUUAUAUUUGAAUGAUUUUUUUUUCAGAUUGCUCGUAUCGCCCCGGUAAUGCACAUUUGUGACGAAGAGAAGCUAAUGUGUCACUUGGGUGUAGUUCUGUAUGAAUACCUUGGAGAAGAGUACCCAGAAGUGUUGGGAUCAAUUCUGGGAGCUUUGAAUGCUAUUGUUACAGUAAUCGGAAUGACCAAGAUGAAUCCCCCGAUCAAGGAUCUGUUGCCUCGACUAACCCCAAUCCUGAAGAAUCGUCACGAGAAGGUACAGGAGAAUUGUAUCGAACUGGUGGGUAAGAUCGCUGACAGAGGAAGCGAGUUCGUGUCAGCUCGUGAAUGGAUGAGAAUCUGUUUUGAGCUACUGGACCUUCUGAAGGCUCACAAGAAGUCGAUCAGAAGAGUAGCCAUCAACACAUUUGGUUACAUUGCCAAGGCCAUAGGACCACAUGAUGUGUUGGCCACGCUGCUGAGUAACUUGAAGGUACAAGAACGUCAGCUUCGUGUCUGUACGACGGUAGCUAUUGCCAUUGUAGCUGAGACUUGUGCACCUUUCACCGUAUUACCGGCUAUUAUGAACGAAUACCGAGUUCCCGAGAUUAAUGUUCAGAAUGGUGUCUUGAAGGCUUUGUCAUUCAUGUUCGAGUACAUCGGUGAAAUGGCCAAAGAUUACAUUUAUGCUGUCACUCCCUUGUUGAUCGAUGCUUUGAUGGAGAGGUAAGCUAUACAUUUUGAUGUUUUAACUGCUAAAGUUGUGUGCUUAUUUUUAAGGUGGAACUGUAACCCAUGUUGUUUUUCAGGGAUAUCGUGCACAGACAGAUUGCCAUCGACGCUGUAGCACAUUUAACCCUGGGUGUUACUGGAUUCGGGUGUGAAGAUGCUCUUGUCCACUUGAUGAACCACGUCUGGCCCAAUAUGUUAGAGAACUCUCCCCACGUAAUACAACGAUUCGUAUUCGCUUGUGAUGCCAUGAGGGUGUCGUUGGGUCCUAUCAGAGUAAUGCAGUACUGUAUCCAAGCCUUGUGGCAUCCCGCUCGGAAGGUUCGUGAGCCAGCCUGGAAAGUGUUCAACAACCUGAUUCUGGGCUCUCAGGAUGCCCUUGUAGCGGGUUACCCUAAGUUCAAUGAUACCGAAACCAACAUGUUCACGAGAUACGAACUUGAUUAUGUGUUGUAA